AUCUCAGUUCUGGAUGGAUCUCAUGAACGAUUUGAAGGUAAGACAUCUCUUCAAUGGAAGUCAUGAGCACACAUGCUUUGUGCGGUUUGUCUUCAUGGAUAUGCUACAAAGAGAUCUUGAUGAAUGCAAGGACAGGUGGAAUAAACAUACCAUAAGACCUGUUAAACAAUCUUGCUGUCCAUCUGGUAAACCAGAUGUGAUGUAUCACCUACCUCACAGGUUUGGUGGAACAGACUGUGGUUUCCCAGUCUCCCAGGAGCAAUUGGGACAGUUUGGGACAGAGACUAACAACAUUCAAUGUGGAGAUGAACACCUUCAGGCACAUUUUGAGAACCUCCAGAGACAGUGUGGCCUAGCACAUCCACAGAGUUGGGAAUCAUGUGUCGAAAACUAUAUCAAACUGAAAAACAUGGCGGACUUA
Molecule: messenger RNA, 421 nt
Organism: Menidia menidia (Atlantic silverside)
Lineage: Eukaryota; Metazoa; Chordata; Actinopteri; Atheriniformes; Atherinopsidae
Source: the annotation of a GenBank genome assembly